GAUCUUCAACUGCUCCAAGAUAUACCAGCAUGGCUUAGAAGCCUUCGAUUGCACAAGUACAAUCCUAUUUUUGAGACUUGGAAAUGGCAGGAAAUGGUCAAACUCAAUGAUGAGGCUUUGUCUGAAAAGGGAGUGUCAGCACUGGGUGCCAGACGCAAGAUGUUGAAGGUUUUUGAACAAGUCAAGUUGCACUGUGAACAAAACGUAGGUUAA
Phycomyces blakesleeanus NRRL 1555(-) is the source of this 213-nucleotide messenger RNA. RefSeq lists its product as hypothetical. The record is from RefSeq and is a predicted model, not a curated record. The transcript has a single exon. Gene Ontology annotation, biological process: nuclear-transcribed mRNA poly(A) tail shortening. Gene Ontology annotation, molecular function: protein binding; translation repressor activity; mRNA binding. Gene Ontology annotation, cellular component: P-body. The annotation marks the transcript as partial. NCBI's taxonomy places the organism in Eukaryota, Fungi, Mucoromycota, Mucoromycetes, Mucorales, Phycomycetaceae.